AUGCAUCUUUUGCACAUAAUUUUCUCACCCUUGAGAUCUCAGACCGAAAACCUGGGGGGCCUUGACCAUUUCUAUCUCUAUGUGAAAAAGAUUGACGAUUACUCCUACAAGUUGUUAAAAAGCUAUGAAGCAGAUGGCGUUGCAGAGGUCAUUCAUCUCAAAGGCAUCAUAGAAGGGGACAAGCAGUAUGCAGAAGUGCAGGAUUGUUUGCAAAGAAAUCGGUACCGCUCGCGUUAUGUGAUUUUUGCUGAUUUAGACGAGCGGAUACUUCCUACAGGAAACAUUAGCCUUGCAAGUUUCGUUAGGAAAAAGAUGAAAAACAACCCAGAUGUAGGGAGUUUAUGGCUUGGAGCUAGAUGGGUACUAAGAACAACACGUGUACCACAAAUUUAUGAGGGAGAUGCAACACUACUCAAUCACCUUCCCACGCUUAUAUUUCACAAUACUUCAUCGAUAUCUCCACAUCCAGCUUCUCCAAAAUGUAUAGUGGAUCCAACAAAAGUCUUUUGGCUAUGGGUGCAUAGGGUGAAAUACUUUUUCCCUGAAUACAGGAAUUUAUACGUGCAUGAAAGCGUUGUUUAUAUCAGGCACUAUCGCGAUGUCGCUGCUGGUGAUUGGGGCAGAAAAUGGAAACCAUAUGUUGAUGAAAUGUGCGAAUGGAGCUUGACUCCCUAUCCGCCUCAUCUAAUGAAAGCGCUUUAUGAUCGAGUAAAAAAGAGGCUUGAUCAAGUAUACAUAAAGAAUAGACAAAAAUAA
This is a messenger RNA of Cylicocyclus nassatus, 756 nucleotides long. The record is from the annotation of a GenBank genome assembly. Lineage: Eukaryota; Metazoa; Nematoda; Chromadorea; Rhabditida; Strongylidae.